Messenger RNA from Cryptotermes secundus, 923 nucleotides. Its product is annotated as cuticle protein 16.5. The record is from RefSeq and is a predicted model, not a curated record. NCBI's taxonomy places the organism in Eukaryota, Metazoa, Arthropoda, Insecta, Blattodea, Kalotermitidae. Bases 53 to 757 code for a protein of 234 amino acids. The transcript has 3 exons.
CAGUUUCAUUGCACAAUUUAGCGCGAACUGAAGAAUUGCUAACAGGUUCAACAUGAAACUGCUGGUAUGUGUUGUUGCAGUAUUGAUACCGACAGCUUUGGCGGGCGAGCCUGAAUUUGCCCUGCCUAUUCCUGCCUACGCUGCCUCUCCAAUAUACCACGCCGAACCUCCUGCAGUAUACCAUUCAGCCCCGUCCAUAGGCUCCGUCGCUUUUAAAGCUCCUCCAAUCCUGAGAACAUACGAACCAGCUCCUAUUCUUAAAACUUUAGAACCAUCCCCUAUUCUAGGAAGUUUCGAAGCAAGCCCUAUACUGAAAACCUAUGCUCCUGCCCCUAUCAUUAAGUCAUAUGAACCGACCACAAUUUUGAAAUCUUACGAACCAGCCCCUCUACUUAAAUAUGCUCCUGCCCCCGUGGCUAUCAAAGCCGCCGUGAAAGCUCCUGUCGCAACAUCGUAUGCUACAACCACGUCGGUACACGUGACUCAUCCUGUUGCAAAGUUAGCAGCACCUGUCGUCGCGCCUGCGCCCAUUGUGAAGUACGCAGCUGCACCUGUAGUAAAGUAUGAGGCCGCCCCUCUUCUGAAGUACGCAGCCUCUGUUCCCGCUCUGAGCAUCCACUCAGAACCUAUCGUCAAGUACGCUGCACCUGCUAUCAGCUUCAAGACGGCAGCAGCACCUCUGGUCUCCUUCUCUCAUGAGGCCCCUUCGCUUGAAUACGCGCCGUCAUUCAGCCACGGACUGGAUGAAUACCACUGACCGGCUUCGAGGCACAGGAGAAACUGUUUCCACCUCAGAGAUCACCCUCAAGACCUGCGACCUUGAGACCACGACAAAGAUAUCCAUACGCGCUAAGUUACUGAGUAAAUUAUUAACACAUCAUGCAUUUCUUUAAUGUACAUUAAGAAUAAAGAAUUGUUGAGAA